Colletotrichum karsti is the source of this 5418-nucleotide messenger RNA. RefSeq names its product putative calcium-transporting atpase type 2c member 1 protein. The transcript is spliced from 6 exons. The coding region runs from base 1 to 5418 and encodes 1805 amino acids. Gene Ontology annotation, molecular function: transporter activity; ATP hydrolysis activity; ATP binding. Gene Ontology annotation, cellular component: membrane. Lineage: Eukaryota; Fungi; Ascomycota; Sordariomycetes; Glomerellales; Glomerellaceae. The record is from RefSeq and is a predicted model, not a curated record.
AUGCAGUGGCCGUGGCACAAGCGGAAAGCCUCCGACGAUGAUGGCGAAUACCUGCUCCCCCUGGCCGCAAAGGCGCCAGGCACGACCAGUUUGUCGAUGGAGCCUCUCGAGGCGGAACGAUCGCAAGAGAGGCCGGGACACUUUCGGACGACGUCCGCUCAGUCACGAAGCGUUGCCGACGAGUUCUCCUUCAUAACGGCAGCAGAAGCCGCUAGCCGGCUCCAAACCUCUCUUACCCACGGUCUCUCAGCCGCCGAAGCCUUGAAUCGACUGCGCGAUUGGGGAACGAACGAAAUUCCUCAUGAACCACCAGAACCGCUCUGGUUGCGAUUCAUCAAACAGUUCCAGGAACCCCUCAUCAUGCUCCUCCUGGUGUCAGCUGGAGCUUCCAUCUUCCUGGGCAACAUGGACGAUGCAGUCAGCAUCACCGUAGCGGUUACUAUUGUGGUCACGGUUGGUUUCGUGCAGGAAUACAGGUCGGAAAAGUCGAUAGAAGCACUCAGUCAUUUGGUCCCGAACCACGCCCACCUGGUUCGAUCAGCUACCAACAAGCCACCAGGCAGUGCCCGAACCCCUACUUGGCCACCGAAGCCCCCGAUGGAUGGAGAUGAGUCGGUCGCAUCAAGCACGCCGGGAGAAGAAAUGCUCGAGGCGACAUCGUCGAAGGUUAUGGCCUCGCAACUGGUUCCGGGAGACCUGGUAUACUUCACUACGGGCGACCGUAUCCCAGCCGAUAUUCGUGUUACCAAGGCCGCGGACUUGACCAUCGACGAGUCCAAUUUGACUGGCGAGAACGAGCCAGUGAGAAUCACCGCAGAGCCAAAAACCCGCGGCAUACUCUCGCCAGCGUACGGCGCGAACUCGCUUCAACUCCCGAGCCCGUCUGCGUUGUCUGACAGCAUGGAUGCUAGUGGGAACAGCGAGAACAACAUUGCUUGGAUGGGGACCUUGGUGAGGUCCGGUCACGGCCAGGGAAUUGUGUUCGCAACAGGUGGAAACACGAAUUUCGGAACCAUUGCGACGAGCGUUUCUGGCACCGAAAGCCCCCGUUCGCCCCUCCAGUUAUCCAUGGAUGACCUUGGCUCUCAGCUGAGCAAGGUGUCUUUCGUCAUUAUUGGGAUGAUUUCGCUGGUGGGCUGGUUGCAGGGCAAGAAACUGCUGGAGAUCUUUACUAUUUCGAUCUCUCUUGCUGUUGCAGCCAUCCCAGAAGGCCUACCAAUCAUCGUGACUGUUACCCUGGCCCUCGGCGUUCAUAGAAUGGCCCGCCACAAUGCCAUUGUGCGUAGGAUGCCUAAAGUAGAGACUCUGGGCUCGGUGAAUGUCGUAUGCACCGACAAGACAGGAACUCUCACGAUGAACCAUAUGACUACUGCCAAGAUGUGGUACUUCGGCGCCAACGAUGCCAUUGAUGUUGACUCUGACGACGAAGCUACGGAGACCAAGCCUGAUUCUGCUACUCUGCGCAUUUUACGAAUUGGAAACAUCGCAAACAAUGGCCGUCUCGCCCAGCAAUACACCGAGAAUGGCGCAGCAGCCAGGGCCGUGCUUUCGUCAACUCAGGGAGCUGACUUUGCUUCGACCUUUACGCGCUGGUGCGGACAGCCUACGGACGUAGCUAUGCUUGAUCUCUUGGACAGAUUCAAAGAGCAUGACGUUCGCGAGUCUAUUGGUCCGCGCCUCAGCGAGACCCCUUUCAGUUCCGAACGUAAAUGGAUGGGCGUCACUAUUGGAACCGAUUCUAAGGAAUUCGCAUACAUGAAAGGUGCAAUCGACAGGGUCCUCGACGCAUGCGACACGUAUCUCACCCGCGAUGGGCGAGAAAUCGUUCUCGAUUCCGCGCGUCGCGACGAAGCCAUUCAAGCGGCAGAGGCCAUGGCCGCGAAGGGUCUUCGAGUGCUUGCUUUCGCCAGUGGUGCCGUGUCGAGAUCUUCUAAGGGUAGAUCGACAUUGGCGCCGACUACCCGUAGCAGCACCCCCGGGAGCCCUCGUCCUCAACAGGAUGACACAUAUCGAGGACUCACUUUUGCUGGGUUGGUUGGUAUGAGUGAUCCGCCCAGGCCAGGAGUUGGCCGCUCGAUCAGAAAGUUGCUUCGCGGAGGCGUCAGGGUUGUCAUGAUCACCGGAGACGCUGAGACAACCGCAGUAGCGAUUGGCAGACAACUUGGCAUGCCAAUUGCAAAGCCGAGUGAGCACACCUCCAGCCAGGGCGCCGUACGCCCCGUCCUGAGGGGGGAGGACGUUGAUGCGAUGUCUGAGGAGGAGCUGUCUCACGCGAUCCAGCACACGACGAUUUUUGCUCGCACCAAUCCUGACCAUAAGCUCAAGAUCAUUCGUGCUUUCCAGGCCCGAGGCGAUAUCGUCGCCAUGACUGGCGAUGGUGUGAAUGAUGCCCCUGCGUUGAAGCGGGCCGACAUCGGCAUUUCCAUGGGUUUACACGGAACUGACGUCGCAAAAGAGGCUGCGGAUAUGAUUCUGACAGAUGAUGAUUUUUCGACUAUCCUCCGCGCGAUCGAGGAGGGCAAGGGUAUCUUUAACAACAUCCAAAACUUCUUGACUUUCCAACUCAGCACAAGUGCUGCUGGUCUGUCUUUGGUCUUCUUUUGCACUCUGCUUGGCUUCAAAUCACCCCUGAAUGCCAUGCAGAUUCUCUGGAUCAACAUCAUCAUGGAUGGACCUCCCGCUCAAUCACUUGGCGUGGAAGCAGUAGACGCCGACGUCAUGAACCGUCCACCUCGCAAGCGAAACGACGCAGUUCUCACGAAAGCUGUGCUAUAUCGGGUCCUCACUUCGGCAUCUAUCAUCAUGAUAGGCACUAUGCUCAUCUACAGCCGUGAGAUGCUCGCGGAUGGAGAGCUUCACCUCGACCUCAACCAUCCCACGGUCCAAAUUACACCCACCCUACCUCUGCUGGCAGGCUCAGGUAGCUAUGCACCUCCUAGCCAGCUCGCGCCAAUGUCAAACCUCACGAAUGGCGUCUCCUCCCAUCGCGCGGACAGCGACAAUGCCGCCGACAGCGCAGCACACGUCGCCGCAGCUGCCCGACCUGGCAGUAGCUCCAACACUACCUCUAUCUACGCCGCUUCGAGCGUCGCCGAGGUGCGCGCCGCCUUAGACGCCCUCCACGCCCGCGAAUCCACCAUCACGAGCCGUCUCGAUGCCCUCCUCGGUUCCCAGGCCGACCUCGCCCGCGAGCUGGGCCGCCUCGACCUGCUGCGCGCGGGGCUCGGUGGCCAGGUCAUCGCUGCGCGGUCCAUCGGUAACGACAUGCUCUCCACGGCGGCAGACACGGCGGGGCGGCUGAGUAAUAAGGUCAAAGAGCUGGACUUGGAGAAGAGCCGCGUCGAGGAUACGCUCGAGGUCGUCAAGCAGGUCGUCGAGCUCAAGGCUUGCGUUCAGGGCGUCGUCGGCAGUAUGGGCGCCCCACAGGACUGGGAGGCCGCCGCGGCGUAUCUCGCGCGCGCUGCGCAAGUACCCGAGGACAUUACGAAGGGCAAGUUCGCAUCGAGUAUUGUGCCGUCUGUCGAGGUACCCGACCCGCCUUGGGUAACACUCGAAAACGCCAAGGAGAGCUUGUGUGGGCUGUUCCUCAGGGAGUUCGAGAAGGCAACCAAGGAAGGUGACGGUGCCAAGGUCACGAGGUUCUUCAAGCUUUUCCCGUUGAUUGGGAGGGGUGAUGUCGGUCUCGAUGUGUACGGGCGGUAUGUUUGUCAAGGCGUGGCCGGCACGGCAAGGUCUGUUCUGAAAGAAGGACCCGGUGUGCAGGCCAGGAAAGAAGGCUUCUUCUACGCCAACGCCCUUACAAGGUUGUUCGAUCACAUCGCGCGCAUUGUUGAUGGACAUGGAGGUCUCGUCGAACUACACUACGGUUCUGGGAAGAUGGUCCGCGUCAUCGAGCGGCUGCAGCAAGAAGCCGACGUGCAGGGUGGUAUCAUCCUCGACUCAUGGAGCGACGAGCGAGAUGUUGACCGCCGACUAAAGGACGUCAAGAGUUAUCCCUUCUCAUUCCUGGUGCAGAGCUUCUUGCCUCCGCAAAGAGGCGGGACGCCGCGGGUCAACUCCCCUGCAAUGGGCGCAGGCGCAAACCAACCUGCCAGCGAGGACGAAGGCGUCAACAUGAGGGAGGUCGACGGUAUUCUCAGCGAGAUCGCCGUUAUGUUAGGACGUUGGACAUUAUACUCCCGCUUUUUAGCAGGAAAAACACGGGAGCCUUCUGUUCCUGAAGACGCUCCGCUUUCCAUGCCGGACGUAGUUAUCAAGUCGAAUCUCAGACGCAAGAUUUCAGACAAGCUAACAUUCCCAUAUAAUACCAUGAUGACCUUCUUCUUCAGGAGAUCGGUCGAGAAGGCCUUCCAGCUAGAUGAGUCUCCUGCAAGCAACCUGUCUCUCAGCAUGAGCAAGCAGAUCGAUACCAACCAGCCAUUCAUCAUUUCCGCCGUCGACGAUGUCAUGUACGUCGUCAGCGCUGUUAUACAAAAGUCAACAUCAACAUCACAGAGGGAUAUUAUCGCGUCUGUUGUUCCCACAAUUCAACGAGUUCUCAGCUCUGAUUUCAUCGGCAUGAUCCAACGAAAGAUGCGCGAUGAGUCCUACCCCAAGCCCAUUGUGCAGGGUGGUUUCCCGCCAGAGGACAGAAUCAUCCAAUUCAUUGUCCUGAUCAACAGUCUUGACACGGCCAAUGAGUACCUUGGCCGCAUUAUAACGAGCAACGUGGGCAGCGCCAACGACCCGACGAAGGCGAAUGGGGACUCUCACGAGCCAUCACUGAAGGACUCUUUCCCUUUCGACAAGGACGUCACUUUUGCAACGUCCGCCCUGAACACUCUGCACAGCUCGUUCACCACGAAGACGACCGAGCUCCUCAACGAAGGCAUCCAGGUCCUCUUCAAGCAAGUAGUUCAGCCGCGACUGCGCCCCGUGCUACUGGAAACAUUCCGCGACAUAGAUUACUCCCUCUCGGAAGAAGAGCUUGCGGAGUACGCUGAGCAGAAUGACGAAGACGAGGAAGAGGUGCUCGACCAGGUCUCCCGCCGCUUUGAGCACGGCUGGGAUCUCCUCAUGAAGCCCAUCGCGCGCCUCAUGACGCCGCACACCUUCACAACGCUGCAUGAUCUCACGGCGCGAUACCUCGCGCGCGUUCUCGAGCGAAGGGUCUGGGACGCCAGAGCCAACGCGUACGGCGUCAUCCGCAUGGAGCGCGAUUUCUCCAGCGUCAUCAGUACGGUCUCCAAAGGCAACUACGGCGUCAGGGAGCUAUUUGCGCGCGUGUCGCAGAUUCUGAUGGUGGCAAACAUGGAGGAGGAAGAGUGGGAGGAGAUCUCCGCGGCGGACGACGAGGAUGAGGACGGCAUGAUCUGGGUGCUCACUGAGGAUGAGAGGCGGCGGGCUAGACAGCUCACGACGAGAGAGCGUAGAGCAUGA